AUGGACAGUAGGGCAAAGGCGUAUCACGUGCGUCACGGUCACGGGACAGAGCGAUAUGCAGCUUUUUAUCAGGGGCAGUAUCCAAUGCUUAUAUAUAUAUAUAUAUAUAAAUGCUACUAUAAGAGAUUAAUAGAUAUGAUAGAUAAAGGACAAUGGCAGCACAGUGGCAGGCGCAGACGCGGUACCGAAAGCGGAAGGGGCCCGGCGCGAAAACGACGAGAGCCACGAGUAAAAAUGAAAAGCGAAAACCCAAGAUCGCAAUCUACAACUAGAUCGAGAAUAGUAGUGGAUUUGCCGCAACAGCAACGGCAAAAGCGAAUCGAUCGGACGACGCGAAAAAGAGGGCAGAACCACGAAAACAAGAAAAAAGCCACGAAAUUCCUGAGCGCGUUUUCGCGUCGGAUCUGGCGGGCCAGACUGGAAAAAGGAACGCCGGGCAGAACGCCAGGUGGAAAGCCAGGCGGAAAAGACAGGCAGAAAAGUCAGGAAAAGAAACGGAAAGGCCACACAGACCAAAAAGACAGGGCUUGGGAAAUAGACCCCACUUCCAUCCCACGUUGA
Messenger RNA from Henningerozyma blattae CBS 6284, 561 nucleotides. RefSeq lists its product as uncharacterized. Lineage: Eukaryota; Fungi; Ascomycota; Saccharomycetes; Saccharomycetales; Saccharomycetaceae. The transcript has a single exon. The record is from RefSeq and is a predicted model, not a curated record. Bases 1 to 561 code for a protein of 186 amino acids.